Messenger RNA from Pimephales promelas (fathead minnow), 5690 nucleotides. RefSeq names its product insulin-like growth factor 2 mRNA binding protein 2a (gene igf2bp2a). Gene Ontology annotation, molecular function: RNA binding. Lineage: Eukaryota; Metazoa; Chordata; Actinopteri; Cypriniformes; Leuciscidae. The record is from RefSeq and is a predicted model, not a curated record.
AUGAACAAACUCUAUGUGGGGAAUCUGAGUCCUUCGGUGACCGUGGAGGACCUGAAGCAGCUCUUCGGCGAGAGGAAGCUACCCGUGACCGAUCAGGUCCUGCUCAAAUCCGGCUAUGCCUUCGUGGAUUUCCCCGACCAGAACUGGGCGAUUAAAGCCAUCGAGACUCUGUCCGGGAAAGUUGAAUUACAUGGGAAAGUGAUCGAAGUCGACUACUCAGUUCCUAAAAAACUAAGGAGUCGGAAGAUUCAGAUCCGGAACAUUCCUCCUCAUCUCCAGUGGGAGGUUUUGGACAGCCUGUUAGCUCAGUAUGGUACUGUAGAAAAUGUGGAACAAGUUAACACUGAUACAGAAACAGCAGUGGUGAAUGUGACGUACUCAACAAAAGAGGAGGCUAAAAUUGCUGUAGAGAAGUUAACAGGACAGAAGUGUGAGGAUUACUCCUUUAAAGUGUCUUAUAUUUUGGAUAUGGAAGCUGCUCCACCCCUGCCUGCAACCCGGAAUCGCCGGGGUGGAAGGACAUCACGAGAACAGGACUCCCAGCCCGGGACCUCUGGAGGCUCCCUGGGGCUCCGACAGAAACAGCAAGAAUUCCCCCUGCGCAUGCUGGUGCCCACACAGUUUGUGGGAGCCAUCAUUGGCAAGGAGGGUCUCACAAUCAAAAACAUCACCAAACAGACACAGUCUAAGGUGGACAUCCAUCGUAAGGAGAACGCAGGAGCGGCAGAGAAGCCCAUCACCAUCCAUUCGACUCCUGAGGGCUGCUCCGCCGCGUGCCGUAUGAUCAUGGACAUCAUGCAGAAAGAGGCUGAUGACACAAAAGUGACUGAGGAUAUUCCUAUGAAGAUCCUGGCCCACAACAGUCUGGUUGGAAGACUGAUCGGGAAGGAGGGCAGAAACCUGAAGAAGAUUGAAGAAGAUACAGAGACCAAGAUAACCAUCUCCUCUUUACAAGAUUUAACUAUUUAUAAUCCAGAGAGAACCAUUAUAGUGAAAGGGAGUAUCGAGGCCUGUUGUAGGGCUGAAGUGGAGAUCAUGAGGAAGCUGAGGGAAGCCUAUGAGAAUGACAUUGCUGCUAUUAACCAACAAACCAACCUUAUCCCUGGGUUAAGCCUGAGUGCACUGGGCAUCUUUUCAACCGGUCUGUCUGUAUUGCCACCAGCUGCUGGGCCCAGAGGCGUCCCACCCAUACCCCCGACUGGCUAUAACCCUUUUCUUGGUCACUCAUCACAGCUGGGUGGGCUGUACGGUGUUCCGCCUGCUAGUGCCGUCUCUCACCAGCACACAGCUCCUGAACAGGAGGUGGUCUAUCUCUUUAUCCCAACUCAGGCUGUCGGUGCUAUUAUUGGCAAGAAGGGUCAACAUAUUAAACAACUGGCACGAUUCGCAGGAGCCUCAAUUAAGAUCGCACCUGCAGAGAGUCCUGACGUCACUCAGAGGAUGGUCAUCAUCACUGGCCCACCAGAAGCUCAGUUUAAGGCCCAGGGCAGGAUAUUUGGGAAGCUGAAAGAAGAGAAUUUCUUUACUGCAAAAGAGGAAGUGAAGCUGGAGACACAUAUAAAAGUGCCCUCUUCAGCAGCUGGGAGGGUCAUCGGGAAAGGCGGCAAAACGGUUAACGAGCUGCAGAACCUAACCAGUGCAGAGGUCAUAGUGCCACGGGACCAAACGCCAGACGAGAACGAUGAGGUCUUUGUCAAAAUCAGUGGGCAUUUCUUUGCCAACCAGACUGCACAGAGGAAAAUCAGGGAGAUCAUCCAGCAGGUGAAACAACAGGAACAGAAGCACCAGCAAGGCACCCCCGUGACACAGCGCUCCAAGUGACCAUCAAGGCAGCCCCAGCGGGCACCUGCCAAUGAAUGUAGCCCUCCCAACUGGAAUCAGACCAGACCGGAUGCAGGGGACCGGCCGGGCAGACCAGCAGCCACGGGAUCAAAACCAAAGAACUUCUUUCUAGGGGAGAUGAAGGAGCCACAGGCAGAUGGGGCUCUGAGUGCACUGCCAGCUUAGGGAGGGAGGGGAGGAAGGAAGGAAGUGCAAAGAAGACAAGCGUUCCUUUUAUUGUUCAAACACACCCUGACUGGGAGACGAAUAGGCAUGGGGCGUCUGCUAUCAGGACGGGACACAUCACGGUCGCCCCAAGUAACAAUUUCUUUCGAAACUUCUUAAUUUAGGCUUAACAUAGGGUUAACAAAGGUAAGGCGCUCCAUUAACACGUGUACACUGAUGCAUUUUGACUGAGUUGUGUGGCUGUUGUUUUUUUUUGGGGGGGUAGGUAAGGGUGGGUGUACACUAGCAGUUGGCGACCGAAUUUUGUUUUUUUGUUUUGUUUUUUUUUAUGCUCAGAUUGCGAUUUCAGAGAUCCUCAGCAGUAUUGUCACCAGUACACUAGAACAAAUAUACUGUUUUUUGAAGCAGAAGUAUGAUUCUUCUUGUUUUGCACAAGCCAGCAAGCGGGCGAUUAGUGCACAUAUGCGGUUGCGUAAGCAUAACAUUAACGUUUUUCUAAUUUCUGUGAUGAUGGGAUGAGAAUGUUGGGAAAUGUAAAGGACAGAACUUUUACUCAUAUCUUAGCUUGUUUGCAUUUCAGGACGCAUCAUCCAACCCAACGGAUCCUUGUUACUUAAGCCUGUGUGUGCCAACGGAUGCAAACAUUGAAACAUUUUCUUACUGUGCAUAUCUUUCAUUUUUUAGCUUUUCGUGUAUUCUUAUUUCUAUCCAGCUCUUACACUCCAAUUUUAUUUUAACGCCAGUGUUUUUGCAGCCUCUGCAUUUUGUUAUUUCAUCGCUGCCACACUCCUUUGGCGGUAGUCGUUACGAGACGAAGUAGGUAUGUUGUAGAUGUGGAUUAGGUGUUACCACCCCUUGUUUGCUUUAGGGGGUAUGAAAAAAUCUGAAGCAAGCACCAGCGUCUGAAAGAAAGCGCACCUUUACUGGCUUGGCAUUGGGCAGAAGCGAAAUCGAAUGUGCACCAAGAACUCUGCCUUAAUCUAUGCUGAAAGCAAACGAAAAUAUGGGUGACUCAAAUUGUGAUGGAGGGUCAGGUUGAUUGUGGGACAAGGAUGCACCUGUGGUACACACACACACACAACCGCGUUUGGCUUUAAAUCUCUUUGUCAGGGAGCUUUCUAAACGGCAUGACAGCUGUGAAUGUACAAUAAGCAGCCUUUUAGAGAGAGCACCUCCCUGUCAUGUUCAGUGAGCUGGUUGGUCAGCGAUAUUGUUUUAUUUUUUUUUACAAUACUCUGGCUGUUUUUUGGGAAACUGAUCGACAGGAUGGAUAUCACUUUGUGCUUUAUUUUCUUCUUCUUUUUGACCAUGGAAGCUCGUGGCCUUAACGUCACCGGUCUAUGACAUCACAGACAGCUCCCUCGCUCAAUGAGAGCUAAGCCUCAUCUUCCAGACGCAAGGUUUUUGCCAAUACGCACAGCUUUUAUUUGUGUGUAUGCGCGUGUGUAUAUAGAUAUAUAUAUAAAGAGAGAGAAAUAUUUAUGAAUCUAUUUUUUUCCUAUUUUGUGACGAGAGCUAUUAAUCAGAAGCAAACAGAAAAGGUCUCUUUUUUUGGGGGGGGGGGGGGAGCGAGGUGGAACACUGCCAUGUUAUUCUAAAGGGAAAUGUUUAUUUUCUUGGAAAUAGACUGAAUAUUGUUAGUAUACUAACAGUAAGAACAGCAAUGAAUCAACGCAACACUUUGAUCAGAAUGUGAUUGGCGCGCAUGUCAGUAUUGUGAUCUACCUCAGGCGUCAGGGUACCUCAGUCCAAUUUUAAUUUCCCUUUUUUUUUCUCCCAACGUUUUGUAUGCCUUUUAAACUGAAAGUUUUGAACUUUUUCUUUUUUAUGAUAAUCAUACAAGUUCAAGAAAAAGACUAGUCUGAAGUCUCCUGGUCCAUCUGACAAAGAAGAAUGGAUCUUAAAGCUUUCAAAACUGUAUUUACAGCGUUCUUUUACCGAUCACAAUUUAUAGAAUGUGUAACUGAGGUGUACUUAACAGCCCUAAAGGGUUUCUAAAUGUGGAAACUGUGUACUGAUGUCUAGAUCAAUGACAAAUGGUUAUAAAAGACUAUGAAUAUCAAGUAGAAUGGCUUAAUUAAAAGCAUUCUCCAGGAGCAGUUACAUUGUCUAAACUAAAGCGUAAGCCAGCUUUCAUUUUGUAAAAAUUCAGGAAUUACAGUAAGACCAAUUUUUUUAAUUGAGGUUUUUCUAUCAGGGCCUUUCACAAAACAAACCUGGUUUGAUAUGAAUAUAAAAAACAAUAAAAAAAAAACAGCUCUGUUAACUUGAUAAUAAUAAUCACAGAGUCACUGUUUGCUUAUUGUAAUCACACAGAAAUCACAAAUGCAGGUAUUUUUGUCACCUCAGAUCUGCUCUGGAUCUGUUGCUGGUCUACUGUUCAUGCGUGUUAUCUCUUAAAGACCGAGGCCUAUGUCAAAUGAAAAUGGAAGAAUGUUGCUUAGCAUUCAUACAGUAAUGCACGCGAUUUGUCUGUGGACUGCAAACUGCAAAAAGUCCCGCUCCAUAGUUUUAGUAACCGUUUUUGCUAGGGGUGUGUUACCAUAGACUUGUGUAAAUCGUUUUUUACGCACUGAAGCAACUUGUCCACACUUAUCCACAAAGAGUAGCACAGACGCCAGGUGUCGAUGCUGUUUCUGUUAGUAAAGGCUUGAAGCUUCUGUUGGAUCCAGUGACUUCUAACACGUUUUCACUCUAGAAGUUGAAUAUGGUUCUUGUCUCUGAAGGCUCGUAGCCAAAUGAGGGCGUUAUUUCCCCUGAAUUAUUGACUUUCUGCUUUAUCUCAGGUGUUUGCUUGUUGGAGUUCAGGUUGUGUAGCAUUAUGGUAACUCGGUUCACUUUUAAGUGUUAUUGUAACUGUAACGCGCCACGCUGUCGAUAGACACCUAUCUAACGUUCUACAGUGGUUCUUAACUUUUCUUAAAGAAUUUGUAUUUCAAAGCUUUGUCAGGUGUGCAUCAGUAUUUAACUUUACAGAAGCAUUAGUCCAUGCAUUAACUAACAUCACACUGUUUUAUUGUCUCUGUAAUCUGGUAAUCACGCUGUCUCGCUAUCCAUUACGAUAUCCUGUAACAUAACGCUAGGGAUAAUUGAGGUCUUUGCAUUAUCGUUAGGCCAUAAGUCAUAGCUAAUAUAAGUCGAACGAAUCAGGUCAGUUUAGGGUUAGCUGUUGUUUGUAGUCUUGGCAUGAAAUUUCAUUGUUUGCUUUUGGGCCACCCUGUUGGGGUGAAUGGAGACUUAAAGUAGGUGCUGUUCUGUUUUUUUUUGAUAUUCGAAUGAUAUUAGAAUAGACCACAAACAGCUGUUGUUGCUCACGGUAUGAAGACACCGUUCUAGUUCCGUUUAACUUGGGAUGAGAGCAGGAAAUCAGAGCGAUGCAUGAGAAAUCAACCCAAAUCAUUGGCUGUGAAAACUUCUUUGCGCCUUUUCCACGGCAGAUCCAUUCCUACGCAGCUCUCUAUAUUCUCACGUCAUUCUCAUUCGAACGAUGUGAAAAAGAGACUGGGCUUGCUGCACUGCCUGUCAUCUCCCCUUAGCUGGAUUGUGGGUCGUGGAGGGAGAGGGGAGGAGGACUGAGAGCUGAUCUUUUUUUUUUUUUUUUGCUAACAACCAUGUUGUUUUGAAAUGUAGGCGAACUGUACUGCUGAUCAACAUGGAUUUGAGCAAUAAAAUUCUUUAUAAAA